Messenger RNA from Callorhinchus milii (elephant shark), 3460 nucleotides. RefSeq names its product alpha-N-acetylgalactosaminide alpha-2,6-sialyltransferase 2. NCBI's taxonomy places the organism in Eukaryota, Metazoa, Chordata, Chondrichthyes, Chimaeriformes, Callorhinchidae. The record is from RefSeq and is a predicted model, not a curated record. The coding region runs from base 787 to 2220 and encodes 477 amino acids. The transcript is spliced from 9 exons. Gene Ontology annotation, molecular function: sialyltransferase activity.
ACCUGAACAGGCAGACGGGACCUCAGUUUAAUGUCUUGUCUGAAGAACAGCGCCUCCGACAACGCAACACCUCCCCAGCACUGUGUUGGAGUGCCAUCUCAGACUGUGUCCUGACGUGGAGCUCGAACCCACAAUCUUUUGACUCAGAGGCCAAAGUGCUUCCACCAAGCCAGGCCGAUACCUCGUAAAGUGUAGUGACUGUGUAUUUUGUAUUAAUUCAUUCUUAAUUGUAUUUGGCAACAGGACUUUGUGGACAGCCUGUUGUACGAACUGUAGUCUCGAGGCAUCAAGAAAGCCACGAGAAAGAAAAAAAGAAAUUAAGAUAUCGAUGAAAAAACUCACAGAUCAAUAUUUUGAGUUUAUAGUCCAAGCUGAUUUACGUGGAGGGUUUGACACACAGUGAACAAUAUGUGUGUGCGUGUGUGAGUGAAAUAGACCAUAAACCAAUAUUUGAUAAGAUCUUGUAGCUGUACAGUAAAUGUCAUUCUCUUCUCAAUGCAAAGAAAAUCGUAAUUUAUUGGCGUUGAGACAUCCUUUUUUAAAAUAUGUCACAGCUUAUUGGAUCAACGUCACCAGCUUUACAGUUCCGUGGAGAUUACCAUUAUUCAGUUUCCUUUCACCAACUCAAAACCCUUUUUUUAGUCGCACUUCAGUCGCUGUUGUGUGUGUGGUUGUGAGAGAUAGAGACAGAGCAAUUUUACCAGCUGCAUUUUUAAUACCUUUUUUUAAAUAUUUCUUAAAAUUUUUAUUAUAUAUAAGUAAAACGUCUGACAUAAGGACUAAAAAAUGAAGCUAGUCCCAGCUACGUGGAAAAUGAGGACAUUAUUGUUUGUGGUUGGAGUUUCUCUGGUGUUUGUUACAUACAGCAAUAACCUUCUGGAUUUCUCGACCAACGCUUUGUACCACAGAUUAAGCUACAGUAUGCUGGGCAAGUUCGGGGGGAGGAACGUAACAAAAUCCUUGGAAGAUAUCGAUCCAAAGAAGAACGAAACUUUCGUCGAGAAAUUCCAAGUGAAACCCGUAAAGAAAACGGGAACGGGACCUGGGGGCAGGACGGUCUCGCCGACCCUGGGAAACACUACCUUAGCCUCUCAGGAGAUUAUAAAGAAGCCGGUAACGGGCGCAGUGUUCAAUCAAACCGCGCCACCCCAAAGGCGGAAGGUAGCCAAGCCAGCACGCAAAAGAAAGAGAAUUAGUAAAACAUCGCGCCCAGCAACUGUGGUCAAAGAGUCACCGUUCGCAGGAGAUGUUUACCCCACAGAUAACACCUAUCUCAAUUCAGAAUGUCCCGACAGCAUCAGGAAGCGAGUGGCAAACAUAUCCGAGUAUAAAGAUAUCUUCCUGGAGACAAUUCCCGUCCUCCAGUGGAGCAAACACGCUACGGAGGCUGAGUACAAGAGGCUGAGCAAACACCCGGGCUUAUACGGGUGGAAGGUGAUUGGCUUUGAUGAUCUGAAGGAUGCUCUGAGUUACCUGAACACCUCCGCAAACACGGUCAUGUUCGACGACUGGGAGAUGAGGCCAAACAAAAGCUCCAACUGCAUCCGCUGUGCUGUGAUCGGGAACGGAGGAAUCCUGAACAAUUCUAACAUGGGGGAAGAGAUCGAUAAACAUGACUAUGUGUUUCGGGUGAAUGGAGCCAUCAUUAAAGGAUAUGAAAAAGAUGUCGGCAAAAGGACUUCAUUUUACAAUUUUGCUACAAACACGAUGCUCAAUUCUCUCCGUAACUACCGACGCUUGGGGUACACCAGUGUCCCGAAAUCAGAGGAGACGCGAUACAUCUUUGUACCGGUCCACGCCAGAGAUUAUUACAUGGUGAAGGCUGCGGCAACCGAGCAUCGAGUGGCCAAGGGGCCAGAGAGAUCCAGGGACCCGCACGUGUAUUUCGGACCUCACAUUGGGCCCGAGAAACUGAAGAUGUACCAUGCGGACUUCAUGCGUUACCUUCGCAAUCGGUUUCUUAGUUCAAGAAUUGCAAAGAAAUAUCCUACAUAUCGCCCAACCACUGGAGCUUUGAUGCUCCUGGGAGCUAUACACACCUGUGACCAGGUCAGUGCGUACGGAUUCAUCACUAAGGACUACGCAAAAUACGCCAAUCACUAUUACGACAUCAUCAAAAAGAAACCGCAUUUCUUUUUCAUCCACGACAUGAGGCUGGAACUGGAGCUUUGGGAGACACUGCACAAGUAUGGGAUCAUCCGUCUGUUCACCAGAGGCUGACCUCUGAGCAAGUGAGGCAGGAUCGAUGGCUUGUGCUUUUGGAUGAAGGGAUUUAAAGAACAAAAAAUAUGCUACUCGGGGGGAACUGAGUGACAGUGAGAGGUUGUUCUUUGACAGCCUCCAAUCCCCACCCCACCACCGCCUCGGUACUAGAUUUAAAUCCAUCCCAAACACAUUGGGAUCAAAGCCUCUUCCGUCUGCGGACGUGUGACAGAAUGCUUCACUUUGCUCGGGUUUCACACUUCGAUGGGAAAAAUAUAUAUUCAAACAAAUCACUUUACAGUACAUUCUGUGAAGAGCUUUGAGACAUGAUAAUGCAAGGAUUAUAAUGAAUUAUUAUUAGAUAACUUAUUAAUGGGGGUAUUUAAUCAAGACACGGUUACUGUCGAGCUAAGGAGGGCCAUACCAGGGGAAAUCCCCGGGGCGAAAUUCAGGUGGCAUUUGGGGAUGUGGAACAUCCUGCCAAGUAAGGUGGUGGAGGCAGAGGCCACUGUGAGUUUCAAGUGAGAAGUAAACAGGUAAACAGAAGGAUAGAAGCUGUAGAGACACUGGGGAUCGAGCAGGGGCAAUGGGAAUGAGCUUGCUCUGAGAGCUGGGGGCAAACCCUUUCUAUGAUCAUUGUAAUUUAGGACACAGUUAUCAAAUUCCUACAGAUGAGAUGGGAUAAGCAAUGGGGAUGAAUCGGUUUUAACUGAACUGUUAGAUGGUGGGGUUGUGUGUGGUGGGAGAGAUGGGGGUAGUGAGCAUGGUGCAGCAAUUAUCAAAUGCUACUUCAAAGCCAGAACUUGCAAGUGAAUUACAACAACAACACAGUUCAUUUUUGUGGUGCCUUUCACAGCAGAAUGAGCAUCUCAAAGCACUUUAUAGAGAUAACACAAAGCACACAGCUGGGAGGGGUGAUAAAGAGUGUGGACUGAAGACACGGUCCAAUACAUUGUUUGUUUAACAAGUGGAGAGUGUUUAAAGUAUUGAGAACAUUUAAAGAGGAGGUGGGGUGUGGGGAGCAGUAACAGCGCUAUGGGGGUGGUGGGGGCUAGAAUUUUGAGACAUUGGUUGUGGGUUUUGCUCUGUCCUGCACACAUAGUCCACCCAUGUUUAACCCCUCAGUGGGUUGUGUAUCUCUCAAGACAGAGGCAGGUUAUAAUUGGCUUUGCAGUUGGAAUGAACGAUGAGCACAAAAAGCACUUGUUGGCACAAUUCAGAUGAUCAGCAAAUAAAACAUUUUCCCAGUCUUUUGUUA